Molecule: messenger RNA, 1400 nt
Organism: Rhodofomes roseus
Lineage: Eukaryota; Fungi; Basidiomycota; Agaricomycetes; Polyporales; Fomitopsidaceae
Exons: 5
Coding region: 55-1035 (326 amino acids)
Source: RefSeq, a predicted model, not a curated record
GUCGCCUCCAUCGUCCUCACCGCCGUCUCGACCACCAUCUGCGCCGUCGCCGCCAUGGCCGCCGUCUCGCUCUCCAGCUCGCCCAUCACGCAGGUGUCGCAGACACCUGUGCAGACGAACCUCCAACCCCACCUCUUAACGAGAUUGCUCCUCGAUCUGCGCGGCAAACGCUUUUCCGUGGACCGCGAGACUAUCAUGAACCUUCCCGAAUCCGUCCUGCUCUGUUUGUUUCCAAACGGACUUGUACUAAGUCGUCAGAGCGCCGCGUUAUCAGAUGGAGGAGAUAAUGACGACUACGAGGAGCUUUACGCUGUGGACUUUGAUCCGGACUGUUUCUCAUACGUCCUCACCUUCUUCCGCAAUGCGUCGGAGACAUUCUAUGGCACCGCGAAUUCGCCCGGCUUAUUCGCGGCUCAGCAGCAACUCGUGGAUGGCGGUUCUCCGACGUCUGACUUUGGGCCGUCGCCGUCGCAGAACCCGCUCUUGACCAAACAGGCUAUUAUUGUUCUCAGGGAAGAGCUUGAGUACUUCUCCAUCCCGCCGAAGAACAGCAACGCGUCGACGAACACCAAUGGGAUCGCCAAUGAUGCCCUCCUCGAUGUGAAGCGGAAAUGCGGGGAGUAUCUUCUCCACAAGCGCAACAUCUUUACCGCCCUGCAGCGCAACGUGAACAAGGAGAAUAACGUUGCGGAGCAGCACCUAAUUGACAUGCUGUGCAUGAGUGGGUUCGACCGAGACGACGAAUGGGGAUACCGUGCCAUGGAACCCUCACGCUGUUGUAUCUCUUCAAUAGCUCUUGUGCUUCUGAAGACAGGGAUAGUGCAUCACCCGCCUGGUCCUACUGGCGAGAAGCAGGUUACCAUUGAUUACAACCAGAUGGCGACGGCGCAGAAGCUGCUUCUCUUCUGGCGGAAGCCUGCGCGGAAAUGCUGGUGGGAUGGUCUGGAGGUCAACCUCGCCGGCGCUGGCGAGACGGAGAAUCCGAUCAAGCUGUGGGCAAGACGGGUGUGGACGCUGGAGCUGAGCUUGGUCUAGUAUACACUUCGCUUCUUUCAUUUGCUGUACACGCUACGCUAUACCGUCGGUUUCUUGCAUCGGACUACCGGAAUACCCUAUUUACCCGUGUGACGUACCCACUGUACCUCAUCACUCCUCCACUGCGGUAUCAGGCCAUCUACAUGGGAAGAUGAGUCGGCAAACGUCGGUCAGUACAUCGUCAAUUAAACGGCCGGACAUCGUAAGGAUCUAUCGCGGGCUAUGUGCCGGUUCACUUGUAUCUCUUGUGGCUGACUGGUGUUACUCAUGCUGCGUCCACGCCCAACACGAAUACUUCAGCGACUGCUGCAUACUCCCCGCUGCCGACUAACAGUGAUGGUGCAAGAACGACAUAGAGAUCUGCC